CACCACCUACCACUUACACCAGGGAGUGCUGCGCGGAAUCGCCGCUUUCCACAGAGAAAAUAUCAAAUCCAACCAUAGAUGACGCUGUUUGGUAAUGGUUUUUGAUUUUAUCAACACCCCCACCCGCUGAGCGACAUUCCUCACGACAUACCCCUCCUCACUAUUACAACAUCAUGCCUGCUCGAGUUUCCGCCCGUUCGACAUCAGGCUCGUCACGCAAGGCGUCAGCACAGUCAUCUGUCUCAGGAGGACGUGCGGGUUCCGCGACACCCUCGUUCGCCAUCCCAGAAGAGCCCGAAGCCCCCGAAGCCGUCCCGAGCCUGCGUCGCGAUGUCGGUUCGCUCUUUGCAGACGCCCAGCGGUCGACGACUGGUCACCGUAAACUCGUCGUUCGUCUGAGGAAACUCCAAGAAUCAUGCUGCGGAAUUUCUCGAAAGUCUAAGAAGGAUGACAAAAGUGCGCCAGAACCUAUACUACCGACCGAGGAGACCCUGCCGGAGAAGGAGCUUAACGUGGAGAUCGGUCGCUGCAUGCUGCGUAUCUUGGUAAUCAAGAAAUCCGAACCCGUCGGUGACCGCAUCUUGCGAUUCCUUGGAACUUUCUUGACCCAUGCGUCGGAGAAAGACGCGGAGCUCUUCGCCUCGGACGAUGAUGAUGAGGGUAUACCUGAAACGCCGACUGCGCGCUUGACGGCCAGUUUGGUCGCUCUCCUUGCUCCUAUCAUGUCUGCAAAGGACAGAACCGUGCGCUUCCGUGCGACUCAGACCAUCGUUCAUAUCGUCAACUCAUUGGAAACGGUGGAUGAUGAUGUGUACCGUGCCGUCCGCCAGGGCCUGCUGAGGCGAAUCAGAGACAAAGAACCUUCCGUGCGGGUGCAAGCCGUAAUGGGAUUAGGCCGUCUAGCCGGGAAUGAGGAUGAGGAAGAGGACGACGAUAGCAGUGCCCUUGUCGAGAAACUUGUCGAUAUCAUGCAGAACGAUACGAGCGCCGAUGUGCGCAAGACCUUGCUUGUCAACCUACCCCUUAUGCAAAGGACACUUCCAUACCUCCUUGAAAGAGCCCGAGAUCUCGAUGCCCCUACGCGGCGUGCCUUGUAUUCCCGUCUACUUCCCACACUAGGCGACUUCCGACAUCUGUCACUGUCAAUGCGAGAGAAGAUGCUCCGAUGGGGCCUACGUGACCGAGAUGAGAGUGUCAGGAAGGCCACCGGAAAACUUUUCUACGAUCGCUGGGUUGAGGACUGUGCAGGGACCAAUAGCGAAUCUGAAGGGGGACCUACAGGCCAGCGUUCCCCACCCAACAUUCCAGCUUUGUUGGAAUUGCUAGAGAGAAUUGAUGUGGUCAAUGCCGGUAUCGAGUCUGGCAUCGCUCACGAAGCAAUGGCCAGCUUCUGGGAGGGACGGCCCGACUAUAGGGAGGCCGUCGUCUUCGACGAGCCGUUCUGGGAGUCGCUAACCGCAGAAGCGGUCUUCCUCCUCCGGUCAUUCAAUGAUUUUUGCCGUGUGGAAAAUGACGGAAAAUACGACAGUCUUGCCGACGAGAAGAUGCCCGAAGUGACCGCCUUUGCAUACUAUCUGAACAAGUAUCUGACGGAUCUCUUAGAACGGAAGCGGGCUGCCAAGGAGAAUCCUGACGCGAACGAGGAUGAUGACGUUGAGCAGGAGUUCAUCGCUGAACAACUCCUACACAUUGCAUUGACUCUGGAUUACAGCGAUGAGGUUGGACGACGAAAGAUGUUUUCUCUCCUGCGCGAGUCGCUGGCUAUCCCUGAGAUGCCGCAGGAGUGCACGAAGCUUGCCGUUGAGACCCUGAGGUCUGUCUGUGGCCCUGCGACAGCUGCCGAAAGCGAAUUCUGCAGUGUUGUUCUCGAAGCCAUUGCCGAAGUUCACGACACCAUCGUCACUGAGGAUAGCUUCGUGUCUGCCAAAUCUGAGAUCAGCGACGACGCCAGCUCCCGUCAACGGUCCGAGACUCCGGGUGGCGAAGACAACAAACCCUUCAACAAGGAGGAGGCUAAGGCCAAGGUGCUUCGGGAAAUCAUGGUCAACAUGAAGUGUCUGCAUAUUGCGCUGUGUAUGCUGCAGAAUGUAGAAGGGAACUUGCAGGAGAACAUGAACUUGGUGACAAUGUUGAACAACCUGGUCGUCCCUGCUGUCCGAAGCCACGAGGCACCCAUUCGGGAGAGGGGUCUGGAGUGCCUGGGCCUCUGUUGCAUGCUGGAUAAGACGCUAGCCGAGGAGAAUAUGUCUCUCUUCAUCCACUGCUACAGCAAAGGCCAUGAGGGCUUGCAAGUCACGGCACUCCAGAUUUUGUGCGAUAUGGUAACGACUCAUCCCACAUUGCUCGCGCCUGUCACCCAAUCCGAUGGGGAGACCGUGUCCCCGCCGGUGUUCCAAAAGCCGCUCCUCAAGUGCUUUUCACGCGCACUCAAAGCAAAUUCGCCCAUCACCGUGCAGGCAGCUGCGGCGACUGCCUUGUCCAAGCUGCUACUCACCAACGCUUUUGCGCCAUCCAAGGGCAAUAUCCCACAGGCCAUCCAGGAAUACAACGAAGCCGCCAUCGAUACUCUACUACAAUCGUUGGUUCUAUCCUUCUUCCACCCUCGCACCCGCGAAAACCCGGCUCUCAGACAGGCACUGGCCUACUUCUUCCCCGUAUACUGUCACUCCAAUGUUUCCAAUACGGAGCACAUGAGGAAGACUGCUGUGCCUGUUGUCCGUGCUGUGCUCAACGCUGCCGAGGAACAUUACUCGCUUGAGGCAGAAGAGGAUAGCGACGGAGACAUCGAUGAGAGUAUCGGCGAGCGAGAGGUGAAAGCCCUGAUGAGCGGUGUGGUGGGAAUGCUUGCGGAGUGGACCGACGAGCGAAGAGUGAUCGGCCUCGGUGGUGAGCGCGUCCUCGCCGGGGCUGCAGCUAGCAGCAACGCCUGCGGCUUCGUCCACCUCGCUCUGGUCAAAGACAUCCUGGAGCGUGUCCUCGGCAUCAGCGCCGGCCCCAACCGCUGCACCAAAGAGGAACGAAAGCUGCUCUUCUCCCUCCUCAGCAAACUCUACAUCGCCCCGCCCCCGGCUGUCUCCUCCCGCUCUGGAUCUCGCAACCCCGAAGGUGUCGACGACCAAGGGUUCAACUCCAGUGUCCGCAGCGCGCAGAUUGAGAUCGCUCCCGAGAACACGGCCCUGGCGCAAGAAGUCAAGGAGCUUCUGGACCAGACGAUCGAGGAGGGCCUGGCGGCCGAGGCAGCCGGCCGGAAUGCCCUGGUCAAGGUCAAGAACUCCGUUCUGAAGCUCCUGGCCACGGCGAGCGGCUCCCGGCGCAGCAGCGCCAGACCGCGCGACGGCACCGAUGAGGGAGACAGCGACAUGAUGAGCGUCCGUUCGGGAAGUGUCCGCUCCGGCAGUGUUCGUCCAUCGAUCGAGCACGGGGCGCUCCGUCGGGGUGUCUCGGUUGAGCCGAGCAUUAUGGAAGAAGACGAGAACGACGAUAGCCGGACGACGAUUAUCAAGUCUGAGGCUGGGGAUGAGGUGUAGAUUUGAUUCACGUUUGCUGUCUUUCUUUCUCUUUUCUAUAUUGAAUAGGCUCGGCGUUCGUUGAAGUGUGUUUUCUUUAUAGGUUGGCUGGUAUAGGUGUCAUGAGUGGAUGGAUGGAUGGGAUGGCAAUGUACUUACAUUUUUCUUCUUCUAUGGGAUUCAUUUAUAUGAUUUGUUUUCUUCAGU
Molecule: messenger RNA, 3713 nt
Organism: Aspergillus campestris IBT 28561
Lineage: Eukaryota; Fungi; Ascomycota; Eurotiomycetes; Eurotiales; Aspergillaceae
Product: condensin subunit YCG1
Exons: 2
Coding region: 174-3527 (1117 amino acids)
Biological process (GO): mitotic chromosome condensation
Cellular component (GO): condensin complex; condensed chromosome
Source: RefSeq, a predicted model, not a curated record